Molecule: messenger RNA, 654 nt
Organism: Talaromyces stipitatus ATCC 10500
Lineage: Eukaryota; Fungi; Ascomycota; Eurotiomycetes; Eurotiales; Trichocomaceae
Product: nucleoside-triphosphatase, putative
Exons: 5
Coding region: 1-654 (217 amino acids)
Biological process (GO): nucleoside triphosphate catabolic process
Cellular component (GO): cytoplasm
Molecular function (GO): nucleoside triphosphate diphosphatase activity
Source: RefSeq, a predicted model, not a curated record
AUGCCUCUCCUUCUCCCACCAUCCCCAAGCAUUACAAGCAACAAACUCAAACUCUCAACCCUGACCUUCGUAACUUCCAACGCUGACAAGAUUCGCGAAGUCACCUCAAUCUGCAAACGGUAUGGUAUAAGCGUCAGUGUAAUGGGUAUUGAUCUCCCAGAGUUACAAGGAUCGAUUGAAGAGGUGGCAAGGGAAAAGUGUCGUCAGGCUGCUUUGGCUGUAAACGGCCCAGUCUUGAUAGAAGAUAGUGCACUUAUAUUCCACGCUUUGAAUGGUUUGCCAGGCCCUUAUAUAAAAUGGUUCUACCAUUCCCUCGGCCUCCAGGGACUUAACCGCAUCCUAGCCGAUCACGAGGACAAGUCCGCCGCCGCAGUGUGCACAUUCGCAUUCUCAUGGGGUCCUCGACCCGCUCCAACAAACGAGGAUAGUGAUAGUGAUGGCGGCGAUGGCAGCAGCAGUGAGCCAGAAGUAUUCCUUUUCCAAGCACGGAAUGAAGGAAAAGUAGUUCCCGAAAGGGGGGAUUUUGGAUUCGCAUAUGAUCCAAUCUUCGAAUAUGAAGGAAAGACGUAUUCGGAACUCCAGCCUGAGGUUAAGAAUCAAGUCUCGGAUCGGUCGAAGGCAUUGACCAAGUUUAUAGAUUGGUUGGCUAGUUAG